This is a messenger RNA of Lolium rigidum, 2808 nucleotides long. Its product is annotated as DNA (cytosine-5)-methyltransferase CMT1-like. The transcript has 21 exons. Gene Ontology annotation, cellular component: nucleus. Bases 1 to 2808 code for a protein of 935 amino acids. Gene Ontology annotation, molecular function: methyltransferase activity; chromatin binding. Lineage: Eukaryota; Viridiplantae; Streptophyta; Magnoliopsida; Poales; Poaceae. The record is from RefSeq and is a predicted model, not a curated record.
AUGGAACCGCCGGCGACCGAGCCGAGGCGCUCCACGCGGCGGCCGCGCACGAAACCGUCCAAUGCCGACGCCGAGAUCGAACGCGGCGGCAAGCGCCGGCGCAGGGCGGCGGGGAAGGCGGGUACGCGUGGGAAGGGCAAGCAGAAACAGCCCGCGGCCGCGCCGGCGAUGAUGGUGGACGCGGGUGGCGCGAUCGACGACGACGACGACGUCUGCGCGUCGGAGCCGGACGAGGAGCAGAUGCGGCUGGACGAAGAGGAGGAGGAGGCCGCCGCGCUCGACGCGGAGGAGCUGGCCAAUGCGCAGAAGCUUGGAGCCAAGAAGAGGAGGGCGGCGGCGCGGCCGAGCACCACGCAGGAGCAGGCGGACGCCUCGGAGUCGGAGGACCACUUCGUGGGCGACCCGAUGCCAGAUGACGAGGCGCGGCGACGGUGGCCGGAGAGGUACAAAUCCGAGGACUCUCACGAUCCACAAGUUACCCAGCGGUAUGGCUGCUUGUUGCUGCACGUGUCCUUCACCUUGUUGUCGGAUGGGGAGGAGGAAAAGAGCGCCGCCUUGUGCCACUUCACAUCUGCUCGUGUGGACAAUGUGGAUUUUGACCUUGGUGACGAUGUCUAUGUCCGGGCUGCCCCUGGCGAGAAAGAUUACAUUGGCAGGAUUACAGAAUUUUUUCAAGGAGAGGACCAUGGGUCUUAUUUCUCUUGCCGCUGGUUUUUCCGUGUGGCUGAUACGGUCAUCACUGCGAAGUUUCUAAAAGUUGAUGACCAUGAGCAUGAUCCGAAGCGGGUUUUUCUUUCAGAGGAAAAGGAUGAUAACCUGAUUGAGUCUAUCAUUUCGAAAGUAAAUAUUACUUAUGUUGGCCCAAAUGUGGCACCACAGGACAAAGCUCAUCUUAUAGCAAAGUCAGAUUUGUAUUAUGACAUGUCUUAUUCGGAAGCAUAUUCCACAUUUUCCAAUAUGCCACCAGAAAAUAUUGGCGCAACAGGCAGUGAAACAACAUCAGAUAUUUCUUGUGAUGAUGUUUUCUCUUCUAAGGAAAAACUGGUUGCUGACUUUGCGGCACCACCUGAUGCACUAAUGGGAACAGCAACACUGCUGGACCUAUACUCUGGAUGUGGUGCAAUGUCAACCGGUCUUUCCAUGGGUGCAGCAUUGUUUGGCUUAAAAUUCAAUACAAAAUGGGCUGUAGACAUGAACCCAUAUGCUUGCAGCAGUCUAAAGCAUAACCACCCACGUACAGAGGUACGAAAUGAGAAGGCCGAGAAUUAUCUGUCCCUCCUUCAGGAGUGGGAAGCACUUUGCAAGGCAUAUGACGUCUAUAAUAGCAAUUUUUUACCACAGACUAUGAACGAUGAUGAAGUUGACGAAAAUGUACCUCUCUCAGAGGGUACAUUUGAGGUAGAGAAGUUUGUUGAUAUAUGCUAUGGUGAUCCAAAUAGCACUGGAAAAGAUAGCUUGUGUUUUAAGGUACGGUGGAAAACAUAUGAUUCUAGUCAUGAUACCUGGGAGCCACUUGAUGGUCUUAGAGAUUCCCCGGAAUGUAUUAAAGAAUUCGUUGAGACUGGAUAUAGGGAAUCCAUUUUACCCUUGCCUGGCUGUGUGGAUGUUAUCUGUGGAGGUCCUCCGUGUCAAGGAGUCAGUGGACUAAAUAGACAUAGGAAGCACAAAGAUCCGCUGACAGAUGAAAGAAACAAACAGCUAGUUGUGUUUAUGGACAUUGUAAACUACCUUAGACCCAAAUAUGUUCUUAUGGAGAACGUCGUAGAUAUUUUGAAAUUUGCAGAUGGGUUUCUCGGGCGUUAUGCAUUGAGUCGGCUUGUCGCCAUGAAUUACCAAGCUAGACUUGGGAUGAUGGUUGCAGGAUGUUAUGGGCUACCACAGUUCAGAAUGCGAGCCUUUCUAUGGGGAGCCCUUCCUUUAGUGGUACUUCCGAAGUUUCCGCUUCCUACCCAUGAUGCCAUUAAUCGAGGACAACAAGUGCCAACUAAAUUUUCGCAAUGUCUAGUUGCAUGUGAUGAAACUGAAGCUAAGAACGUGGAGAAAGCUCUUGUGCUGAGAGAUGCGUUGUCGGAUUUACCAAAGGUUGGAAACGAUCAACCUAAUGAUGCGAUGCCAUAUAAUAGUAGGCCCAUAUCUCAAUUCCAGCGCUAUAUCCGGCUCAACCGUAAAGGCAUUAUGGAUGACUCGCUUGGAGAUGCCACUCAUAAGAAAGUUCAGCUAUUUGAUCAUCAGCCGCUUCAGUUGAAUAAGGAUGAUUAUGAACGUGUGCGGCGCAUUCCCAAGAAAAAGGGGGCCAACUUCCGUGAUCUGAAAGGUGUACGGGUCGGGAAAAACAAGAAAGUUGAGUUUGAUCCAGAUAUUCCUCGUGUAUAUCUGUCUUCCGGGAAGCCAUUGGUCCCUAAUUAUGCAAUGACCUUCAUGAAGGGGAAGUCGGUUAAACCAUUUGGACGCCUGUGGUUGGAUGAAACUGUGUCAACCGUUGUGACGAGAGCCGAACCUCACAACCAAGCUAUAUUGCAUCCCAAGCAGGACAGAGUUUUGACUGUCCGCGAAAACGCAAGGCUGCAGGGCUUCCCGGAUUACUACAAGCUGUAUGGCCCCAUAAAACAGAAAUACAUCCAAGUUGGAAACGCUGUUGCUAUCCCUGUUGCUAGGGCUCUGGGCUAUUCCCUUGCACAGGCUUACCAGCAGCGUGAGUUCGAUGGAGACCAACGCCCCCUGUUUAAAUUGCCUGGGAAUUUCAUACCUGUGGCCGCAAGAUUGCCCAAAGGAAAUUCUGGAGGCGAAGAAGCAGUUGAGGAAGAAUAG